GAGAUCGGCGAGACGCUCCAAACACGAGGACGGGAAUUCGGCGUCACCACGGGCCGUAAGCGUCGCUGCGGCUGGCUAGAUCUCGUCCUGGUGAAGUACGCCCACAUGAUCAAUGGUUUCAGCGCCCUAGCUGUGACGAAGCUGGACAUCCUUGACACUUUUGAAGAGAUCAAAGUGGGCGUGGAAUACCAUCUGGAUGGGAAGCAGAUUCCAUAUUUCCCAGCCAAUCAGGAGCUCCUGAACAAAGUCACGGUGAAGUACAAGAACCUCCCCGGAUGGAGGUGUUGCACCGAAGGGGCUCGCACCUUUGACGACUUGCCCGCCGAGGCCCAAGCUUACAUCCGCUUUAUCGAGGAAUACCUGGAAGUCCCAGUCAAGUGGAUCGGCGUGGGGAAAUCCCGCAAAUCCAUCAUCAAACUGUUUUGAGGUCUCCCGCCCGGACCGAUGGCCGCCCACCCCUGCGGAAUGCACUCAAGCCAGCCCCCCCCAACCUCUUACUAGAGCAAACACAGCAUCCCUUCCUCAGUUUCCCCCCAUGUAAAAUUUCCUCUUGGCCCUUCUUUCUCUCCCUUGGCUCCUUUGGAAGUGAAUUAGAACCAGCUGGCUGGCAGUUGAGAUUUACAAAUCUUUCCAGGACAAAUUAAGAGCACACACUCCAUUUUUGCACGCCUUUCUCCCCCCCCACCCAAUAAGUUGCCCUCGAUCACCCCUAACCUUCAUCUGACCAGCAUUCGUGGUUCACUGUCUCUCUCUACAUUAUUAAUCCCCUUGGUCAUUCCCUGGCAAUUAGCUUGACCUCAUAUUGGAGGUGUCUCUUCCCCCACCCCCUCCAGCCCAAAAAAUUUUUUGGGGGGGGGGUGUUCAUGGGAAUUGUAGUUCUCUGGCGCAAAAAUGGCGGCCUUCUGUUAUCUACUACAAUUCCACCAAGGGUCGGCUGGCAGUGAGGAAUGCUGGGAGCUGUAGUUUCCACAUCGUAUCUACUGUAUAGAACCGGGCGGUAAGUAGCUUUCUGAGCGGGAAAGGUCCGUCGUAAUUUCAAACGGUCACAAAGGAGGGGAUCCGUCGUAAGUCGCGGACUCCCCGGGCCUUGUUCCUGCUGUCGAAAACGUUUUGACGCGUCGCCCGGUUUUUUUUUUUUUUUUUUUUUGGCUUUCUACAUUUUAAAGAGGAAAAAAAAAAAAAACAGCACGCUUUCUACGUUUAAAUCUAAUUGUGGAGAUCUUCCUUCCUUGGGGGGAAUCGCUAAAUUACGGAAGCACUCCCUGUAGAUU
This is a messenger RNA of Thamnophis sirtalis, 1271 nucleotides long. The record is from RefSeq and is a predicted model, not a curated record. NCBI's taxonomy places the organism in Eukaryota, Metazoa, Chordata, Lepidosauria, Squamata, Natricidae.